AUGGGCUGUGGAAUGUCUUCUCCCAACUUUAAACGAGGACACCAAUCAACCAGCCUCACUGUGCCCAUUGACGAGGUGAAGAAAUCGCGCUACUGCAUAGAUUCGGUCCUCAUUAUCAUUGGCGAAAAGGAUGAGGACUCCGAUGAGGACUGGAAUUUCGGAUACACUGUGAAACCGGAUGUCGUGUGCCCCAAGGAGCUUGAAAACGAUCGCAAUUUAGGGUUCCAUGGGUACUGGGUUGUCUUGCCCCACCUUGGAUACGAGGUAGAUGUUGAAGAGGUCUUUGAGUUUGGCGACCCUGAAGAGCCAGUCGUUGUGGUCGUUGGUGCAACCGAAGAGGAUUUCGCCGAGACAAUGAAAUUAGGAGACUGUGUAGAUUUUCGCUCUGUGUUCACUGCUUCACUCGAAGUGGUAACUGGUGCUGCGGUUCCUGUUGAGUUAAAAUAUCACUUGUAG
Hydatigera taeniaeformis is the source of this 456-nucleotide messenger RNA. The record is from the annotation of a GenBank genome assembly. Lineage: Eukaryota; Metazoa; Platyhelminthes; Cestoda; Cyclophyllidea; Taeniidae.